Sclerotinia borealis F-4128 is the source of this 5301-nucleotide messenger RNA. NCBI's taxonomy places the organism in Eukaryota, Fungi, Ascomycota, Leotiomycetes, Helotiales, Sclerotiniaceae. The record is from the annotation of a GenBank genome assembly.
AUGGCAUCUGAUACUAUUCCCGAACGUCCAGCUCCAAUUGAGCUUCCAAGCCUUCCCGCACCUGUCAAGGAUUUCAUUCCCUACCUUUCUCAAAACCCCACCAAACAUAUCUCAACCAUUAUUGAGCCCUACAAGACCUAUGAAUCAGAGCUUCGCAAAGUCUACGCCCAACAACCUGACCAUGGAGUUGUCAAAGAUGGAGCUGUCAAUUUAGUUCCCAUCUUUUCCGGCCAUGAGAGUAAUCUCAAGGUUCGGGCUAGAGAUCUCAAUAAGGAGACGAAAGAGGAGUCAGAAAAAUAUCUCAUGCCGUUGAAGGAUGUAGAACGUCGGCCCAAUGGCUCUCCAGCUGUCGUUGGAUCUUUGAAGGAUUUCCAAACAAAUUUCAGCCUCUUCUCCGAAUCCUCAUUGGCCGAUCUUGAUUGGAGUAAUGUUGUUGCAGCUGGCAGUGCCGUCACCACAUCUCUUAUUCCAAUUCCAGAGAAAUGGGCCGAUAGCAAGAGAGCCAUGAGAGAAUAUUAUCACCAGCAUCUGGCUCCCGCAUCUGAUGUUGAUCUUUUCCUCUAUGGCCUUACUGAGGCUGAGGGACUAGAAAAGAUCAAGCAGAUUGAGACUAACAUCAAAGAUGCUAUCCUUCAUGAAACAACUACGAUUCGCACGAAGAACGCUAUCACCAUUGCAAGUCAGCACCCCACUCGCCAUGUCCAAAUUGUUCUUAGACUUUACGAUUCUAUCUCUCAGAUCAUCACUGGAUUUGACGUGGAUUGUUCUUGUGCUGCGUAUGAUGGAAAACAAGUAUACAUGAGUCCAAGAGCUGUUGGGUCAUUCAUUACGCAAUGCAACACGGUUGAUUUGACUAGAAGAUCACCAAGUUACGAAAAUAGAUUGAGCAAAUACAGUCACAGAGGCUUUGAAGUCCAUUGGCCAAUGUUGGAUCGAUCAAGAAUUGAUCCUACUAUAUUUGAACGCUCAUUUGGACGUACUGAAGGACUUGCGAGAUUGUUGAUUUUGGAGAAGCUGCCAAAGACGGUUGACCGAGAAAACUACAUGGACCAACGUCGAAAGGAGCGUGGCAGACCAUCCCUCAACAGAGGAUUCCGCAAUCAACAUAGGUUGUAUGGGAAUCUGAAAGACCAGGAAGAAGAUGAGGUCGCGGAUUGGGUAGAACAGGAUGAAAUUGCCAGCUAUCAUACCAUGACCGUUCCUUACGGGCAGAAGUACAACGCAGCGAAGAUCAAUCGCUUACUGUACGCCAAAGAUUUACUUCUGAAUGCGGAGUGGAAUCAAGGUAAAGAUCGCGAGGUCUAUCUGCAUCGUCAUCCAUGCUUCUUCGGUACUGCAGAAGAAGUUAUCCAAGACUGUUGCGGAUACUGUCCAGUUCCUACCACAGAUGAGGAAAAAGAGAUCGCCGACAAGGAGAGCAAGAAUAACGUCUCGGGCACUCUCAAGUUUAUCUCAGAUGAUCCUGGUCGUCAGGAGAUUGGAAGUUUCAAUCCUAUCAAUGACAAUGAGUGGACUACCAUGAGUUACGUAGGAGAUACAGCACGUCUUUGCCAAGCUAUCGUGGACGGAGAUCUUGAGCAAGUUCAGGACUGGUGCUCUCAGGAAGGUGUCGAUGUAAACCGCCGUGACUUCACUGGACGCGCACCUUUACAUCUAGCUGCUAUGGCUUCCGUUCCAGAGAUUGUCAAGUGUCUCGUCGAUCAUGGAGCCAGAAUGAUUGCUCGGCUUGUAGACGGUAGAACGGCGUUGCAUAUCGCUGCUGCGAGAGGCAACCUUGAGAUGAUCAGCAUACUCAUGAACAAGAGUUUGGCGAAUGAAGAGGAAGAGGAGGAGAAGGAGUCUCGCAAAGUUGCAGUUGCAUCACUUGCACCUGUUAGUGAAGAGGAAUCGGAUUCUGGAUCAGAAAUUACGCUCGAUAGUGAACAGGAAGAGUCUGAUGCUAUGACGAUGGGAAGUUAUGUCAAGAUUCCAGGCAAUAAGGAAGAUGAUAAGGAUGAUAUUGCUGCGGUUAUGGAUGACACCAUGGAAGAUCCUGAUGUCUACGACAUCAACGUUAUUGCUUGGGACUACGGCCUCUCUCCACUUCAUUUUGCGAUACUCAAUGGUCAUCUCGAAGCUAUUAAGCUUCUUGUCUCAGAGUAUGGGGCCGACGUACUCUUCCCUGUCAAAUUGGUAGAUGCCGGUACUACCAACCCGAGAGGAGCAAUCAUGACUUUGGUACUAGCGAUGUCUCUUCCUCACGAAAAGUCAAAACAGGUGGUGGAACUCUUAUUGAAAUUAGGGGCAACAUCCGCACAGUCAGACACGAACCAUUUCACAGCACUUCACUAUGUCGUCGCUCAAAACAACACGGAUGUAUUGGAUGUUUUGUUCGCUCAUGAUCGUCCAGCUGCUCAAAAGGUCCUCAAUAAAAUUGGGAUGGUAGGAGGUUAUGGUCAAGCCGAUACGCCAUUGACCAUCGCCGUGAAGAAGAGUUACGGAGAAAUGGCAUCAAAACUUUUGCAAUUAGGAGCACAACCUCAGUUCGAAUUCGAAGACUGGGUCAAAGCAUACAUUUCCAUGAACACUCAUGCUCGAAAGCAAGAUACGGAAACAAGCAUGAAGCAAUUUCAAACAACAGUUCAACAGCCUAUCAUUGCUGCUAUCUGUAAGGAGAUGGGUGCAACCGUGGGAGAUCUUCUUGCACAUGGCGCCAACCCUCAGACUCUUACGACAUUCGCAUGGACUGCGGUAAAUGUCCCUCAUCAACGAACCUUUCAAAACCAAGGAGAAUCGAUCCUAGAUGUCAUUCGGCACAAAUUGAAGACGCUUCGUGAAUGGAGAGAGCCUGUGCAUAACCAAUGGCAAUGGCAUCUAGACAAUAUCCACACAGAGAAGCCAGAAAUUCUUCGUGACCAGACCUUUUACACAGCAACCUUAGAACCUGGUAGCUACAAGUACUGGUCAGCCUUACAAGACUAUCGAAACGAGGAGUACCAAAACAAGCUCAAACACGAACGACACGAAAAGCUAUUUAAAGAUGAAGAUGCUGAAUUGGAGAAGUACAAGAAUGAACGCGAAGCAAUUCGAGAAGCAAUCAAGGAUCUCGAGGAGGCCGAACAGGUACUUAUCGCUGCUGGAGCAAAGCCUUUCACUGAAUUGUAUCCGGACAUUUCUCCACCACAGAAGCCUCACAGACACCCACAGGGCUACAACCAUACGCAAACCAUAAAGCCCGUGCACUAUCAAACACAGUUCUCAUUCCAUGUGCCAGACCUAAACGAUGGAAAGAGACAGGGCUAUUUCAUGUUGUUUGAAGCCGCCUGGAACAACGAUCUUGACACCAUCGAGAACUUGACGCUUAGUCCUUGGAAACAUGGAAACACCGAAUAUGCACCACUUAAGAUUACGGUCCGUGAUCAAAACCAAUUCAUGCCUUUCUCUAUCGCGGUUCUUCGUGGACACUAUGAUCUUGCUCGUAGAAUUGUGGAGAUCUGUCUUGCUCAGUAUCACAACGCAGACGACGAAGAUACUCACAAAGGACGUCAACGCUGGGGCAUUGCGGUUGAUGAUAGUGAUGAUGAGUCGGAGGAACUGCCUAUUUUUUCUGAACUCGUUACUGACAAAUUUACGAUUGAUACCCUUGAGGAAGUUUCUAAUAUUGUCAAAGGUGACACCCAUCCUUUGAUUAUGAUUGAAUGGCGCUGUCCGGCGCGUCGAUUUAUUGACAACGACGGAAGCUCCAGAUUAGACGAGAAACCCCCGCUAUUAAAGCAUGCUGUUGAGCAGGAUGAUUUGAAAAUGUUCAAGUUCCUAUUGGAGGUAGCAACAGAGCAGAAAGCUUUGACGGCUAAACAUGAGGAUGAUCAGCGGUUUCAGACUCUGGAUGGAGAGAUCUUCAAUGCAGCUCUCUCUAGGGGCAAUACCACAAUGCUGGCCGAACUUAUCAAAUCAUGCGGUGCAGGAGUUCCCUUUGGUGAACUCAUCUUGGCAAGUGGCGUGGAACUCAAAACUAAGCCAAGAUGUUAUGAAGGUUUGACAAUUGGAGGUAAAAAGAGAAAGGAUUGGGCACAACCUCCGGGUCAGUUCCAAGACUCCACCUACUCUGAGGUGCGAUUCCCACCUUUACUAGAGGCUGCAAUUAUUGGCAACAUUGAGUCUGUAGAAUGGUUCAUGAGUGACGCUCCAAUGAGACGUUACAAAGAAUUUGCGGAGAGUAACAAAAAUGAUCUCCGAAUCCGAACAUUGGAAUCUGGGAAGGGAUUUGAUAAGACUAUUUCGAAAUGGUUGGAGACAAAUAAUGAGCUUCUACUCCACGUUGCCAUUCUUCACAGGCCGCAAACAGACGAAGACAAAGUUAAGCACCUCAUCCUCGUCAAACAUCUCGUUUCUGUUCUACCUGAAUCGGUCCUCUCUCUGAAAUCAUCCGGGGGUUAUACGCCUCUACAUCUCGCUGUCAGCAGACACGACAUUCCGAUUAUCGAGUACCUUCUCUCAGUUGGCGCGUCACCUCGUUCUCGAGAUAGGAAAAAUCGAAAUAUCAUGCACACCCUUGCAGGUGAUGCCACAAGUGUAACAGACGAAACCAUUUCCCGUUUAGAAUCCAUCAUCAAACUGUUCCACAAGAGAGAUAUUCAGGAAAUGUUGCUGGAGAGAGCCGAUGAAUACCCAAGCGCACUCACACCCUUAGCUUUGUGGAUGAGCAAGAGCUCAGGUUAUGACAGCGAGGAUGUGCUCGAAGUACUUCUGAAAUAUUCGACGGGCGAGGAACUAGAAAUGAUUAACGGAGAGGGUGAUUUACCUUUGCACGUUGCAAUCAAAGACAACAAACCAAAUCUGACAACCUUCUUCCUCCGCCGCAAGCCAUCGCUCCUUUACCGCGAAUCGGCCACAGGUCGCACGCCCCUCGAAAUGUCCCAUGAUAACUAUAUAUCCAAUGUCAUCUCUCAACCAUCCUACGUAAACGAGCAUUGGCAAUAUCGUCCAGAUAGUAUUGCCAGCAGUGCAUUAAGUGCCUACUACGCGAAAAGUCAUAGACGAGACGCGGUCCCGUAUCACAAACCACACUUGCGCAUUUGGGAGGAAUGCUUGAGAGUUCAAGGAGAAUCGAGGUCGAAGAGAAAGUUUGAUGAGUAUAAGGAGGAUGAGGAGGAUGAGGGUGAGGGUGAGGAUAAGGGUAGGGAAGAUGGUGGGGGAAAGAGAAGAUUGGUUAGUUUAUUCGAGGCAAAUGAGGUGGCGAGGAGAUUGGCGGGGAGUCAUACUAAGAGGGGAAAUGGUGCGGGCGUGCAAGCGGAUGUGGUGAGUAAGUGGAUGUGUGGGUGA